AUGGCUCGCCGACAGCAUCUCACCCUGACCUUUGUCUUGGUCCUCAGCGUCUUUUUCACCCUAUCAUACUUCUUCUCUGGGCCCUCUAGCAGCGCCGCUCCCAAGUUGAACGAUGGCCUCGAUGUGCCCCUGAAGGAUGCCCCUCGAUCUGAAUUCGCGGCAGACCUUGAUUCCCUUCCCUCUGGACUACUCGAUGGCGCGUCCAUCGCGCCCAAGCUGGAGAAUGCGACGCUCAAGGCCGAACUUGGCCACGCGACGUGGAAGUUCCUCCACACAAUGAUGGCGCGCUUCCCCGACAAGCCGACCAAGGAGGAUCGCAUGGCCCUCGAGACCUUCAUGCACCUCUUUGCCCGACUCUACCCCUGCGGCCAGUGCGCCGCGCACUUCCAAAAGGUGCUUGCCAAGUACCCUCCCCAGACGAGUAGCCGCAACGCCGCCGCCGGAUGGCUGUGUUUCGCCCACAACAUCGUCAACGAGAGAGUGCACAAGCCUCUGUUCGACUGCGAAAAGAUUGGCGAUUUCUACGAUUGCGGAUGUGGCGACGAGGAUAAGGACAAGGACAAGAAGAAGGCCGUGGAGGGUGCUCAGGCUGAGGGACCGGCACCCGACGCCGAGCUGCACAAGCACUGA
Molecule: messenger RNA, 630 nt
Organism: Fusarium falciforme
Lineage: Eukaryota; Fungi; Ascomycota; Sordariomycetes; Hypocreales; Nectriaceae
Product: Sulfhydryl oxidase
Exons: 2
Coding region: 1-630 (209 amino acids)
Cellular component (GO): mitochondrion
Molecular function (GO): flavin-dependent sulfhydryl oxidase activity; flavin adenine dinucleotide binding
Source: RefSeq, a predicted model, not a curated record